ACUCGGUCCAUGAAUUUACCACACACUCAGCUGGCGUUGGUAAAAAGCCCGCAAGGAGCAAAACACAAACAAGCACAAGCAACAAGCAGGCACGUGGAAGCACACAGCACAGCACACAGCACACCGUCUUCGACUCUCGGUUGCACUGAGCAGCGUCGCGUUGUGCCAAUUGUUUACACAAGCACCAUGACGGAACGGCGGCUGGUGGCUGACAAGGACUACAUUGUCGGCGACGUUGUUCUGAAGGACACGCCUUUCGUGUGUGCGCAGUUUUCCUGGAAUCGCAAGUGUGGCUAUGUUGCGUGCUCGCACUGCCUUCGCUCCCUCGAGUCUGCAGAGGCAAUGGCCACCCGCCUUGCUGGGCAAGACGUGAAGCUGCCGCACCCCGAGCUGUGCCCAAACAACGGCCGGGAACGCGUGACUUGCACGCAGUGCGAGGAGGUGUAUUGCAAUGAGGCAUGCCGUGACAAGGCAUGGCAGCUGCACCACAAGGUCCUCUGUCCCGGCGACCCCCAACGCGCCGCCCUGCUCACCGCCCUGGAAGAGGCCUGGAUGCAAGUGCACACGCCGCCGGAGACGACGUCUGCCAUGCUCAUUGUCCGGCUCCUCGCACAGCUCGUCAGCGGCGACACGACGACGCUAAAGGCACUGGACGUGCUGUGCCAUCACACCAAGGCCGAGAUUGGCGGGAAAAUGCACACGCACAAGCUGCUUGAUCCGCCACACGUCGACCAUGUGCACGCUAUGCAGCCGUUUAUCAUCGACAUUGUCAACUCCUGGUCGGACAAGCACGACAUCGGCCUCGCCAUGCAGUGGGCGACGGAGAGGUAUCUUGAGCUGUGGGCGCUGCUUGGCCUCAACUCCCUCGGCAUCGGGUCAAGUUCUGUGUCGCAGUACGAUAUUGCGCUUGCGCAGGCGUCCAUUUCCGAUGACGAGCGCCAGGAGGCGAGCGACUUCAUGGACAAUGUCUACGAAGUCAUGUUUGAGCACAGCGGCGAGUUUCUGGACGCGGAGGGAACGGGAAUCUUCUUCCACCAGAGCGCAUGCAACCACAGCUGCGAGGCGAAUGCGGAGUGCCAGUUCAAAUAUGGCGACUGCACCGUGGAGGUCGUCGCAACAACGGCCAUUGCAAAGGGCGAGGAGGUGUUUAUUUCGUAUCUUGACGACCAGCUUCUCUCCGCCAGCAGAAACGACCGCUGGGACGAACUCAGACGCGGGUAUCUGUUUGAGUGCGGGUGCAGCAAGUGCGUAGCGCAGGCGGCCAACCCUGACGAGCCAGACUCCCUCAGCGACAUCGACUCCUCCCUAGACGGUGACGACGAAGAUGAUGGUGUUGGCGAUGAUGAUGGUGAUGAUGAUGGUGAUGGUGAUGGUGAUGGUGAUGGUGAUGGUGAUGAGAACGCCAAGAACACUGCGGAAGAGAAGGCCAACAGCAGCGAAGACACCACGCCAACGCAACCAGAGCAACAGGAGGAAGAACUGCAAGACGAGGAACAGCAGCAAGAGGAGGCAAAGCAGCAGCAGGAGCAGCAGCAGCAGCAGGAGCAGGAGCAAGUUGCACCACCGCCCGCCACCCCCGCCACCAAUGACGAGGAUGACGAUGAUGCGGAUGGCGCCGAGUCCGUUGACGGCUUUGAGGAUCUCGACAUUGGGGAUGAAGAGGAUGAGGAGGACUGCAUGGAGGAAGAGGAGAUGUUCCAAUAGUGCACACGCGCGCGUGCACACACACACACACACACACACACACACACACACACACACACAUGGGGUAUGCGAGCAUGGCUUGCAGCGGUGCGAUGGCGUUGUGUGACGGCUGCUGUUAAGCUGUUGCGUGUCUUGCGUGCCCAGUCACUUCCUGUCCCACCUUUGUUUUCUUGUGGGCUGCUUCUAGUUUCGAUAUUGACGUCUUGUUCUUCUGCCUUGCUUCAUUGCUGUCUUUUACUUACACGUUCAUGCCUCAAGUCUCUGUGCAUAUCAAACAAACCAAUGCACAUCAACGAACCCAACAAACCAG
Molecule: messenger RNA, 2014 nt
Organism: Salpingoeca rosetta
Lineage: Eukaryota; Choanoflagellata; Craspedida; Salpingoecidae
Exons: 12
Coding region: 10-1704 (564 amino acids)
Molecular function (GO): protein binding
Source: RefSeq, a predicted model, not a curated record